Messenger RNA from Condylostylus longicornis, 922 nucleotides. Its product is annotated as homeobox protein 2-like. The transcript is spliced from 4 exons. The record is from RefSeq and is a predicted model, not a curated record. Bases 62 to 802 code for a protein of 246 amino acids. NCBI's taxonomy places the organism in Eukaryota, Metazoa, Arthropoda, Insecta, Diptera, Dolichopodidae.
AAAAAUAGUAAAUUAAUAAAAUAAAAAAAUUUAAUAAAAAAAAUUCAAAAAUAUUUGAACCAUGUUUUGGAUUUUAAGAAGAACUGGAGCAGUGAAUUUUUUCAAUUCACUUAAUAAUAACUGUGCAUCAAAGUCUAAUUUUAAUCACAACAAUAACAAUGAAAAGAAUAUAAAACGACCAGAACGUAAAGCAUACGGUCGGCUUAGUAUGGAUUCUGAUGAUGCAAUAUCAACAACAAAAAAUAUAAUGGAUGAUGGAAAUACAGAUAAUAAUUUUCAUUUAAAUAAUUCAAAAAAAUGUCAUAAUAAUUGUAACAAUAAUAACGAUAACUGUAAUAAUAACAACAAUCAAUACACUGAAAAUAAUAAUUCAACUUUUCAAUUGAACCAAAUAAAUGGUAAUAAUACAGAAUAUCAACAACAACAAAAUCAACAGCAGCCUCGUUUACCAUACGAAAUACAAAAUGCAGAGAAUAGGUUAAAUCGGUUACAAGCAAUUGCAAUGUCAGACGAUGAAGAUUAUGAUGAAUCGCUUACCUGUAAUGUGUGUGACAGAGCAUUUCAUUGUCAUAGACAGUUAGCAUCACAUCAACAAAAGAAAAGGCUUUUUGUAUGCAGCGGCUGUGAUAGUCUUUUUUCAUCUCUAAUGCUGUUAGAGCAUCAUAAAGAAGAAUUUGAGCAUUGGAGUGACGAUGAAGAAAAUCGACGGCCUUGCUGUCGUCGUAAUCGUGGUGAUGAUUUUACAGAUACCGAUUCGUUUACCAGUGAAGCUGAAAGUGAAGAUCUUGAAAGACUUUUAUAAGAUGUGCAAUGUUUUAUUAUUAAAACUAAUAUACCCAUGUAUUUGUAUACAUCGGUAUGUAAUUUCUAAGAAGAAUACAUAUAUAGGAUUUUGUAUGCAUAUUUACAAAACAUAUGUUUA